AUGGCAGGAAAUGAUUGUUUGUCACGGUUCAAUAUUUUUCACCGCAAUAAACAGCCAAAGCAAAAAUUUCCCAAUGGAGAGAAAGCCAAUCAUCAUGACCCUGUUCUGCUACCUGAUAACGCUGUUAGAAAACCCCCCACAAAGACAGAAUUGACUCAAGCCCCUCAAACCGAACCACAGACUCAAAAUGCCCAAUGCAUGCCUAUAGCAGGUCAUGAGCAAACAAUGACACCCUCCACCAGUGAUACUACCCAUGAGGAUUCAGCUUCAAAAAAACUGACCGCCCUGAUUGAGCCUAAACUACUCUGGGACAGAGCGUACGACAGCCUCAGAGAGGACCAGCAUGGCCAGCUUCAGACUGAUGUGCGGGACUAUCUGCAUACAAACUCAUCUGGCACAUAUCUAUGGGUGGCUCUGGCUUGCAAACAGCUGGAGAAAACCAUGAACAGGAAAACACUCAAAGUGCUCGAGUCAUUUCCACCUGGACUGCAACCUUUCUACCGACAAAUGAUUGAACAAAUCCACGUGCAUGAUCAAAACGCAUUGAAAGAGCUAGUUGGCCUAUGUGGCUCUUUCUUGAUCAUCCGUAAUGGAGUCAUAUAUUUUGUUCACCAAUCAGCAAAGGACUACAUUGUGGAGUAUGCAAGAGCUGAGAUAUUUCCUCAUGAGCGCACAGAAACACAUGACAUGAUAGUAUCACAGUCUCUCAAAUCCAUGUCAUGGAUUCUAAAACAGGAUAUUUAUUCUUUGCAGCACCCUGGAUUUUGCAUUAAAGAUGUCCAACCACAAUCGGGUGACCCGCUUGCACCAAUUCGAUAUGCAUGUGUAUAUUGGGUUGACCAUCUUCAUGAAUUGGGAAGUCAUAGUGGGAUGUUCCUCCAUAACAAUGGAAUGGUUGAUGCUUUUCUCAGAGAACAUCUUCUCCACUGGCUGGAAGCCCUCAGUCUAAUAAAGAGCAUGUCAAGCAGUGUGUCUGCAAUAGCUAAGCUUGUCAGUCUGGUCACAAGUCUGUCGCAAGGGUCUAAACUUUUUGAGCUAAUCCAUGAUGUCCAUCGGUUUAUUUUGUUUAACAGAGGUGUCAUUGAAAUUGCACCAUUGCAAGUGUAUCAUUCUGCACUUAUUUUUAGCCCAAGCCGCAGCUUGACACGGGGUCUUUUUCAGCAUGAGGAGCCAGAGUGGGCCAGCGCAAAGUCAUCUAUAGAUUCCACAUGGGGCGCCUGCCUCCAGACCCUGGAAGGCCAUAGUCAUUCAGUCAACUCAGUGGUCUUUUCCGCGGAUGGGACUCGCAUUGCCUCCGGGUCUGGGGAUCAGACAGUCAGGAUCUGGGAUGCCGGCAAUGGAGCCUGCCCCCAGACCCUGGAAGGCCAUAGUGGUCCGGUCAGCUCGUCCGGGUCUAUCUGGGAUGUCGGCAAUGGAGCACCUCAGCAUCACAAUUUUGGUUUGAACACUGACAGAACAUGGAUCACCCACAAUGGUCAUAACGCGAUCUGGCUGCCAUCAGAGUACCGCCCGCCGAUUUACGGCCCAACAUUAGCUAUUACAUCAAGCAUGAUGGUCAUUGGAUGUCAAUCAGGUCGGGUUCUAAUAUUUGAUUUCUCUAACAAGGCGUCUUGA
Molecule: messenger RNA, 1614 nt
Organism: Aspergillus glaucus CBS 516.65
Lineage: Eukaryota; Fungi; Ascomycota; Eurotiomycetes; Eurotiales; Aspergillaceae
Product: WD40 repeat domain-containing protein
Exons: 4
Coding region: 1-1614 (537 amino acids)
Biological process (GO): negative regulation of transcription by RNA polymerase II
Cellular component (GO): transcription repressor complex; nucleus
Molecular function (GO): protein binding
Source: RefSeq, a predicted model, not a curated record